This is a messenger RNA of Zea mays, 1414 nucleotides long. RefSeq names its product fasciclin-like arabinogalactan protein 11. The record is from RefSeq and is a predicted model, not a curated record. Lineage: Eukaryota; Viridiplantae; Streptophyta; Magnoliopsida; Poales; Poaceae. The coding region runs from base 369 to 1166 and encodes 265 amino acids. The transcript has a single exon. Gene Ontology annotation, biological process: plant-type secondary cell wall biogenesis. Gene Ontology annotation, cellular component: plasma membrane.
AUGGUGAGAGAUCCGAUCGAUCGAUCCCAGUGCAGUGCAACCCUCGGCGGCAGAAACCCCACAACGCCAGUGGAGUUGCUGCUCCGUGAAGCAAACCACCGCGACGCGACGCCACCUGCUAAUCAACGUGCCAUCUUCCAGCUCGACGUCUAGCUAAGCUAGCCCCGCCUCCAUGGCAGCAUGGCACCCCACCAUUCCUCUCUUCAUCCCCUCGCUCUCGCUCCUCAUUAUAUAAAUAAUAACCCACACUCUUAUACCUCCAUUGCAAUAUAUAUGCAUGCGCAUCAAGAUCAAGAAUAAUCCAGCGCCACACGGGAUCGACCUAGUACAUAGAUACAACAAGUCAACAACGUACUAACUAGCCCACCAUGGCGUCACGCCUCGCCGCCGCCCUUCUCCUCGCCGUCGUCGCCCUGCUGACGUCCGUGGCGCCGCUGGCGUGCGGCCAGGCAGCGUCGGCGCCGUCCCCAGCCCCCGCGCCGCCCAAGACCAUCACGGCGAUCCUGAGCAAGGCCGGGCAGUUCACCAAGUUCCUCCAGCUGCUGCAGUCGACGCGGGAGGCGGAGCAGAUCACCAACCAGCUCAAGGGCAAGCCGUCCAACGGCGGGCUCACGGUGUUCGCGCCGCCCGACAGCGCCUUCUCCGCGCUCCCCGCCGGCACGCUCAACUCCCUCUCCGACCAGCAGAAGACGUCGCUGGUGCAGUUCCACGUCGUGUCCGCGGCGCUCCCCGCCGCGCAGCUCGAGACCGUCAGCAACCCGCUGCGGACGCAGGCUGGCGACACCGGCAGGGGCAAGUACCCGCUCAACCUCACCGCGGACGGCUCCAGCGUCAACGUCUCCACGGGGGUCGUCAACGCCACGCUCGACGCCACGCCGCUUUACGCCGGGGACAGGCUCGUCGUCUACCAGGUCAGCAAGGUGCUGCUGCCGUGGGCGCUCUACGGCCCGCCGGUCCCCGCGCCGGCCCCUUCCCCGGCGGAGAGCAAGAAGAAGAAGAAGGCCACGCCGGAUGCUGUGGCGGAUGCGCCGGCGGCUGAGACUGCGGCGGGGACGACGACGGCGUCGGCGGCCGCGCGCGCGGGAGGGACCCCAGCUGGCGUCCGAGCUGCUUCGUCCUGCGUCGUGGCGCUCGCCGCCGUGGCAGCUUUGUGGUGGGCUAUCUGACCACGUACAGUACAGUAAGGAUGCAUGCGUGUUUUGCCAUCGUGGAGCUUCUUUCCGGACAGAUUUGUUUCUAAUUCAUCAAUCGACCAGUUCAUUAUUCUUUUCUUCGUUUUAUAAAAAAAGAUGUAUUGUGGAUGUAUUUGGUGGCGUUUUGUAAUGUUUGUAUUGUAUACUUUGAAGAACUGUACAUCAUAUUUUGUGGACGUAUAUUGUUAUCCAAUUGUAUUAAUGUGGACAUUAUUUGCUUA